This is a messenger RNA of Danio aesculapii, 1321 nucleotides long. Its product is annotated as zinc finger BED domain-containing protein 4-like. The record is from RefSeq and is a predicted model, not a curated record. Bases 338 to 826 code for a protein of 162 amino acids. NCBI's taxonomy places the organism in Eukaryota, Metazoa, Chordata, Actinopteri, Cypriniformes, Danionidae. The transcript is spliced from 2 exons.
UGAGGGCUUUAAAAGAUUGUUCAAAGUCGUAGAUCCACGUUACGAAAUACCCAGCCGCAAAUAUUUUUCCUCCACUGCCAUUCCACAGCUUUAUUCAGAGUGCCGCAGCAAGAUUCAAAAUAAAAUUCAAAACGUAAAGUUUUUCGCUACAACGGCUGAUUUAUGGUCUAGCCGUACGUCAGAGCCGUAUUUAAGUCUGACGAUUCACUUUAUUCACGAGUGGAAGUUGUGCAGUGCGUGUCUAGAAACAACAUAUUUUCCACAAGACCACACAGGCGAGGUCAUAGCGCAAGGUCUUAGGGAUGCGCUUGAAUGUUGGGGACUGAAAGAAGCAAACAUGACCUGUAUGACGACAGAUAGUGGGGCCAACAUGGUGAAGGCAUUGGAGCUCAACAGCUGGACUCGUCUGCAGUGUUUUGGGCACAGACUCCACCUAGCCAUCGAAAAAAGUGCCAAAGACCCUCGUGUUGAACGUGCAACAUCUGUCUGCAAGAAAGUUGUCAGCACAUUCUCCUUCAGCUGGAAGAAAAAGAGGGAACCAAGUAAUGCUCAAGCUGAGCUAAAGCUACCUCAACAGAAGCUCAUCACUGAGUCCCCAACACGAUGGGGUUCAAGGUUCAGCAUGAUUGAGCGAGUGCUUGAUCAGGAAAAGGCGAUUUCUCAGGUCCUGAAGGCAGACAAGAAGGCAAGGCAUUUGGUCCCAUCAUGGCAAGAUGUUGACAUGAUGGAGUCUGUGAAAAAGGCACUGAGUCCACUGAGAGACUUUACAGAUGCACUCUCAGGUCAUAUCUUAUAUCUUAUGUCAAGCCAGUGCUUCACAUGUUGAAAGGCAACAUUUUGAGCCUAAAUGAUGAAGACACUGAACUAACAAAAACAAUGAAGACAACCAUUCUGAAUUACCUCACUGACAAAUAUCAGGACCCCACCACUGAUGACCUGCUGGAUAUGGCUUCGCUUUUCGAUCCCAGAUUCAAAACACAAUUCAUUGCCAAAGAUAAGGUAGAGGGAAUACAAACCAGAGCUGUGGCUGAGCUGGAGUCUUUGAUGACCAUUCACAUACAGUAUCCAAAAUCAGAUCAGCAGCCUACAUCUAGUACCUCAGCCUCCACAUCACAAAUCCUUGAUGAGGAUCAGACACCACCCAAGAAAGCAAAGAAAACACUUUCCAGCUUUUUAAAAGCCUUAGGUGUUGCAAGUCCAUCUGCAACCACAUCAGUUUCCUCAUCUGUGAAAGAGGCAAUAGAAGGAGAAUUGAAGGGAUACUUGUCCACGCCAAAUGCAGAAAGUGAGGUGGAUCCGCUGGAAUGGUGGAAAGUCCAUG